CUGCUGCUGCUCUUCAGAGGCUCAGCCCGGCUGUGUUCUCAUCAUGUCUAUCCACUGUGUACUGGUAGCACUAAUGCUGGUGCUGACUUUUGAUGGCCAAGUUCAUUCAGGUGAAAUCAUUGGAGGACACCAGGCUGUGAAACACAGCAGGCCGUACAUGGUGCUUUUAGUAAAGCACCAGCCUAAUGGUUUGACUGAACACUGUGGUGGUUUCCUGCUGAAUGAAGAUUUUGUGAUGACUGCAGCCCACUGCCAGGCCGAGUCCUACGAUGUCUUACUAGGACUUCACGAUUUCUUCAACCGAAGCGGCAUACAAAAUGUGUCAGUUGCAAAACCGUUUCUACAUCCCAAGUACGAUGACAAAGUUUUUACAAAUGACAUAAUGCUUCUCAAGUUGAGCUCCAAGGUAAAAAUCAACCACAACGUGAAACCGAUUCCUCUCACAGAUAAGGACGAUGCCACCCCAAAAUCUUGUAUAGUUUGUGGUUGGGGACAAACAGCCAGAAACAACGGAUAUAUGUCUCGUAUACUCAUGGAAGUUAAUGUGACGUUAACUGCAGAAUGUGCAGAGCAUCAUGCCUACUGCUCUGAGGGAGAUGCUGGACCUGGUACUGGAGACUCUGGUGGUCCAUUGGUCUGCGAUGGAAAGGCAUACGGGUUGGUGUCUGCCAGCAUCAUGCACAAGGACAAACCAGUCUACAAGUAUACCAAGAUACCUGACUGCAGACAUUGGAUCGAUGAAAUUAUGAAACGUAAUAGAAAGCCUUGAUACAUGUAACACUUGACUAAACAAAAAAAAAACAAAAAAAAAAAAACUAACCAGCUGUUUGUUUUGAGACUGACUCCAUAGACCUGAUGUCUCCAGAUAAAGACCUGGCUUCUAUGGAACUAGUCUUAAAAUGAAAACACUGCAUCUAAACAUGAAUGUGAUCUGGUUAAGAAAGUGACAUGGUUUGAAAUUUAAGUUUCAAGUUAAUUAAGAGUUUACUCACAGCUGAGUCAUAGAUGUGAUAGGUGCUUAUAUUAGAUACUACAUAUCCCGCUUAUAAUAAUGUCUUUAAAUGUGUGAAUUACUGCAUUCUGCAAGUCCACCAAGCAGGAAUUGUAUCAAAUUUUAAUCAAUAAAUGGCUGCUCUCUCA
Mugil cephalus (flathead mullet) is the source of this 1140-nucleotide messenger RNA. Its product is annotated as granzyme B-like. The record is from RefSeq and is a predicted model, not a curated record. Gene Ontology annotation, biological process: proteolysis. Bases 44 to 769 code for a protein of 241 amino acids. Lineage: Eukaryota; Metazoa; Chordata; Actinopteri; Mugiliformes; Mugilidae. The transcript is spliced from 5 exons. Gene Ontology annotation, molecular function: serine-type endopeptidase activity.